UCGAGAGAACCAACACUCAGAUUGGACCUAUCCAGCGAUGUGCUGAUACCAGACCCUGGGCCGUACUCUGCUCCAGUGCUAGGCUCAAUGCCCGGGUGCAGCCAUCUCCGCCCCUCUUCGUACAGGGCACUGCGGAGUGCCGUUUCCACCUUGACCAGGAUCGAUGACUUCUACUGCGAGAAAAUUGGGUCGGGAUUCUUCUCGGAGGUCUUCAAGGUCCAACACCGGAUAUCUGGGCAGGUGAUGGUCCUCAAGAUGAACAAGCUGCCGAGUAACCGUGCCAACAUGCUACGUGAGGUGCAGCUGAUGAACCGGCUCUCGCACCCCAACAUCUUGCGAUUUAUGGGUGUCUGUGUUCAUGAAGGCCAGUUACAUGCUCUGACUGAGUACAUCAAUGGAGGGAGCCUUGAGCAGGUACUGGGCAGCAAUGAGCAUCUGUCUUGGUUGGUCCGGAUCAAGCUGGCACUGGACAUUGCAAAGGGCCUAUGCUACCUGCACUCCAAGGGGAUCUUCCACCGGGACUUGACAUCCAAGAAUUGCUUGGUGAAACGUGAGGGGAAGUCCUACACGGCUGUGGUGGGAGACUUUGGCCUUUCAGAAAAGAUCCCAAACUAUAGUGGUGAUGGGGAGAAGGAGCCCUUGGCAGUGGUUGGAUCACCAUACUGGAUGGCACCUGAGGUCCUGAGAGGAGAGUUAUACGAUGAGAAGACAGACGUCUUCGCUUAUGGCAUCAUUCUGUGUGAGAUUAUCGCCCGGAUACCAGCUGAUCCAGACUACCUGCCCCGCACUGAGGACUUUGGCCUAGAUGUGAAUACUUUUGAGACGAUGGUGGGAGAUUGUCCAUCUGUAUUCCUGAAGCUGGCGAUCCACUGCUGUGUUAUGGAUUCCACCCAACGCCCGUCCUUUGCAGAGAUUGUCCAGAAGCUGGAGAUGAUGCUGAAACUGUAUAAGAAUCCGGGUUCAAGGCCGCAGAAUGCAGGAGGACAGCACAUCACCAUGAAAGUAUCAACCAUACAUAAUGGGAUCAAUGCCUGUGAGUGGAGAGGGAGCGGAGAGACGGAGCGAGACCUUUCCAACAGCCUCCGGGUGCAGUGUGAGCCCCGCCUGUCCCGCAGCCACUCGGACAUGUUCUCCCGGGCGGCCCUGGGGGCGGAGGGACUGGGCCUGGGCCCGGCCGCCCGGAUUAACCCCUUCUCCGGCCGGGCCGACCUGAAGGGCGGCAAGAUCAAACUGUACGACUCGCCCAGCCGCUCGGUCAUCUCACUGAGCUUCGAGCUGACGCCGCCGUCCCCCGGCGCCGCCCAGCCGCUCACCCCGGAGCCGUUCAACCCGCCCCGCAGCGGCCUUCCCGCCGGCUCGCCGCCCGCCCGCCGCUGCCGCUCGCUGCCCGAGCUCCGCCCCGGGGGGUGGGGCCUGUCCGACGUUGACCUCUCACCCGGUCGGGGUCAGAGGACGGGGGGCGGGCCGGGAGACGCGGCCGCGGGCGAGGAUGCUGAUGCUGAUGCUGAGAGAGAGGACCAACCGCUGGCGACCCCGCCACCCAGACCCAGCGGCAUCUCCGACAGGCCUCGUUCGGCCCUCGGUGACAACGGCGGGACUUACCGCCCUCCGGAUUCCGGCGGUGGGAGCGACGGUACUCUGACGGCGGUGAGCGAGUGUCGCCGGUGGGGACCUGGCCGCCAACCGUCAUUCUCGGACAGUCCCGCCGCUCGUGAGCGGCUGGGGAGUGCGCAUGCGCUGAGGCUCGGGGGGCGGGAGGGUGCGCAGGCGCCGGAUGCCCUGAGUCGGACGCCGCUGGAGGAUGGGCCUUCGCUGGAAGCGGGAGGCCCGGGGCUGGUGGAGAGUGCGCCUGCUCUGGAGGCUCUCUGCCGGCUGUCGUCGGAGAGUGCGCCUGCGCUCGAGGCCCUGUGCCGGGUGCAAUCGGAGAGUGCGCCUGCGCUGGAGGCCCUGUGCCGGGUGCCGUCGGAGAGUGCGCCUGCGCUGGAGACCUUGUUCCGCGUGACGUCGGAGAGUGAGCCUCCGCUGGAGGCUCUGCGCCGGGUGCCGUCGGAGAGUGCGCCUGCGCUGCCGGAGAGCGAGCGUGGCCAGUUCAUGAGCGCCGAGGCUGGUGCGGAGCAGGAGCCGGAUGAGCCGGUCUCCUGUCCAGGCUGUUGUCUGGGCGGCUUCGCCUUCCUGUUCCCCCCGGUGUGUCUGCGCUCAAACAGCCAGCCGGCCGGCUACCCCGACCUCAACUGUGAGUCCGACCGCCUGAUCGGUGAGGAGGAGGGCGCGGUGAGGCCGGUCUCCGGUGGGUCACAGGCUGUUAGCAAUAAUCACUAGAGAGUGUGGGGGAGGGUCUCAUUGUGUCUGAGUGACAUUCCCCGUCACCAUCUCCCCUCCCCCCGUCACCAUC
This is a messenger RNA of Carcharodon carcharias (great white shark), 2392 nucleotides long. RefSeq names its product dual specificity testis-specific protein kinase 1-like. Gene Ontology annotation, molecular function: ATP binding; protein serine/threonine kinase activity. Gene Ontology annotation, cellular component: cytoplasm; nucleus. Gene Ontology annotation, biological process: positive regulation of stress fiber assembly; protein phosphorylation; actin cytoskeleton organization. NCBI's taxonomy places the organism in Eukaryota, Metazoa, Chordata, Chondrichthyes, Lamniformes, Lamnidae. Bases 88 to 2319 code for a protein of 743 amino acids. The transcript has 10 exons. The record is from RefSeq and is a predicted model, not a curated record.